This is a messenger RNA of Globicephala melas (long-finned pilot whale), 1082 nucleotides long. RefSeq names its product TNF receptor superfamily member 12A (gene TNFRSF12A). NCBI's taxonomy places the organism in Eukaryota, Metazoa, Chordata, Mammalia, Artiodactyla, Delphinidae. Gene Ontology annotation, molecular function: protein binding. Gene Ontology annotation, biological process: positive regulation of extrinsic apoptotic signaling pathway. Gene Ontology annotation, cellular component: plasma membrane. The record is from RefSeq and is a predicted model, not a curated record.
GCGGGACCCGGCAUCUAGGGGUGGAUCAUGGGGCGGGCAGAGGCUAGGGAUCCGCCCCGGAAGGCGGGGGCGGGGCCGCUGCUGUCUGCCCCGGUACGCGGGCGGCCAGCGCAGACUGCAGCCGCCGCCCGACGAACACCAUGUCUCCUGGCCCACUACGCCCGCUGCCGCGGCUCUUCGUGCUGGGGCUCGGGCUGGCGCUGCUGCGCGCCGCGGCCGGGGAGCGAGCGCCAGGCACCACCCCCUGCUCUCGCGGCAGCUCCUGGAGCGCGGACCUAGACAAGUGCAUGGACUGCGCAUCGUGCCCCACGCGACCGCACAGCGACUUCUGCCUGGGCUGCGCUGCGGCCCCUCCAGCCUCCUUCAGGCUGCUGUGGCCCAUCCUUGGGGGUGCCCUGAGCCUGGCCCUCGUUCUGGGGCUGCUUUCCGGAUUCCUGGUCUGGAGACGGUGCCGCAGGAGAGAAAAGUUUACCACCCCCAUCGAGGAGACCGGCGGGGAGGGCUGUCCUGGCGUGGCCCUGAUCCAGUGACAGUGAGCGCCCCCUGCCAGCAGGAGGCUGCGCCCACUCAUCUUUCAUUCAUUCAUUCUGGAGCCAGCCCCAGCCUCCCAGACACAGCCAGAGCCAGGCUGCUCCAACCACAGGGGUGUGGAGGGAUGGGGGACAGCGAGUCACCUCUCUGAGGCCUGGGUCCAGGCUUCAGAAGGGCCUUCCAAGGUGUCUGACUGCCCUGACUCUGGCUCCAGAAUAGAAAAGGAGACCCUGGCUGGCUCAUGCCAGACAGCUGACACUAAGGAACCACAGCAUUUGCACAAGGGUCCCCCCACCCCCACUAUGGCCUGGGGGCCAGGCUGACCUGAGAGACAGACACAACAUCAGGACCCACCCACUCAGAUGUACUGAAAUUCCACCAGGGGGUCUCAGCCUGGGGGGCUAGGGACCUGUUCCUAACUCUAGGGGGCUGGCCCUCUAGCACGGCUGGCCCUAAGACACUGCCCCUCCAACCCCCAAAAGGGGGGAGAUAUUUAUUUUGGGAAGAAAGUUUGGAGGGGGAGAGAAUUUAUUAAUAAAAGAAUCUUUAAC